AUGUGGGCCACAAUUUCGACGCUUCGCUGUUUGGUCGUGCUGCAGGCAGUUAUGCUUCUAGCUACUGCCGCCUUUGGUAAGUGUCGGGAUUUCUUUACAAGUACAAUUACCACCAAACUUUGAAUCGAACGAACUGUCCGCAGUAUUUUACAUUCACGAUACGUACAGAGCAAUAAAAAUAAUCCAGCCAUUUUAAUCGUCGACUUUAACGUAUGGUUUAAUCUUCCUUGAUCUUAGCAUACAUUGGCAGAUCACCAGCCUAUGAGCUGUGCAAACGGCCAAAUAGAGAAUGCACACUUGUGAACUACAGAACCGAGGAUGAAACCAAGGGCGCAGGCUGUCGUGCCGCGUGCGCAAAACAACGAGGUUCGCCCUAAAUAAUUGAAUUGACUACUACUAAUACUACUAAUAUCACUACUACUACUAACACCACUACUGCUAUAUGCUAAUUCGACCUGAUUACUUAUAUGUUUGAGCGCACGCUCCCUGUUUACUAGAGGUUGUAGUUAAAGUAACCACUUAUGCGUUGCUUUUAGGCGACCUAAAUGAGAAAAUGACAGUGUACUUUUGCGAAGAAUACAAUAAGCCUUGCAAGCCCUACGAAGUUUACGGAAGAAGCGGGUAUGCAGAAAACUUUGAAAGACACACCAUGUGCGUCGACCUGUGUCACUUUGUCGCAAAAGGUAACCUAUUCUAAUAUCCUUCAGUUUUUCGUGUGAUUUAAUCCUACUGACUAUACCAGACAUUUUUCAGCGCGUCUGAAUAUUUUUUUGCAAAAGCGAUGGGCAGUCGGAACUCACAACCAAAUGAUUGUUGAUUUUUUAUUUUUAGUUGAACAUAGCCCCGAAGACAAAUUUGAAAUGUGCUCGGAAACGAUGGACCCGUGCUAUGACAUAAAGCGUAUAAAUGGCACCUUCAAUACCUUCAAUAAGUGCGCCUUUAAAUGCGAUGGUUGGCCAAAAUGUGAGUUGUUACCUUUCAGCAAGUAGUGUUACUCGUUCUCAUGGGCUUGUUGUUGUAACAGACCGUUGUUUUUCUCCUCAAGUGGACAACAGCCUGGAAAACACAGCAUCUUUCUGUCCCAAUGAAGGCUUUUGUACGAAUGCCAAAUUUUUCAACAAUCCAAAAGCAGGAAAUGCCUUCGCCGGCCUGAAGACAUGCUUCACAAACUGCAUGUCAGGUAAGAUUACAUAUUCAGAUUUCAAAAGCAGAGCUGAUUCUUAAUCUGUGUUAUUAACUUGAGCGCUGUAUAACAUCGGGUAAAGGGUCUUACCGAAAUGACAAAUAUGACGUUUAUAGAAGCUUUUAGCAAUUAUCAGCCUGGAGAAUUCCUAUUGAUUUAGUUCUAUGAUACCAGUUUUACGUCGAUUUUCGAAGAGGACAAACAUACCGUUAUGUGUUCAAGGCAUUGUACUCUUCAGAAACUUGACUGUGCAUGCUUACAUCGGCUACCAGUUCGUUUAUAAACUUGCAGCUGGCAGGUCGUUGUGGGGUGUUUUAAAACGCUAUUUCAUGUUAUUUAGUAUGAUAUAAUUUCUAUGUUGCUCGACAGUGGCCUGAAAGUAUAAGUUAUGUCGGUAAGAGACCUGUAUUUGAUGGUUUAACCCCCGAUUUUACUAACGCAAACUAUUUUCUUCAUUUUAGAAUAA
This is a messenger RNA of Spirometra erinaceieuropaei, 1649 nucleotides long. The record is from the annotation of a GenBank genome assembly. NCBI's taxonomy places the organism in Eukaryota, Metazoa, Platyhelminthes, Cestoda, Diphyllobothriidea, Diphyllobothriidae.